AUGAAAAGCCUUAAAACUCUCGACCUGUCUUACAACAAAGAGCUAACAACUUUUAAUUUAUCUAUCCCAUCACUAGAGAGAUUAGAUUUGUCUGACACAGAUAUUCCAAGUCUUCAUAGGAAUAUAUUUAAAAACAUGAAAAAUCUGAAAAUGUUAUAUCUUAGAUAUACCAAGUUAACAAACUUAAACUUUAUCCCUGACGGUUUUACGCUGGAAACACUUGAUAUCAGCGGUACUAAAAUGCAAGGGAUAGGAUCCAAUUAUUUUAGAAACCUGAACAUUACAGUAGUUGUAAGAACAUCACAGUAUAAACUGUGUUGUCCACAGGCUCUUGGCCCAAACAUACCCGUUGAGAAGUGUCAAUCUUAUGACAAAUCUAUUUCUUCCUGUACAGACCUAAUCAGGGGUGUUAGCAUGAGAAUUAUUCUGUGGGCGAUAGGUCUUCUAGCCUUAGUGGGGAAUAUGUUAGCUCUAGCGUAUAGGAUGAUAUGGGAUAGAAAGGUUUUACAGACAGUGUACGGACAGUUUGUGUCCAACCUCUGUAUCUCAGACAUGAUAAUGGGCUCUUAUCUCAUCAUGAUUGGCGUGGCUGAUGAGGUGUAUCGGGACGCUUAUUUUGUCAGAGAAGACGAAUGGAAAUCCGGGGUUGUCUGCCAAGUGGCCGGGUUUCUGUCAACCCUCUCCAGCGAGGUCACGACGUUCUUUAUCUGUCUGAUAACACUGGACAGAUUUCUGACACUCAGGUUCCAAACUGGCAAGUACCGGUUCACCACGAGGACAAAACAUGCAUCCAUCAUCCUCUCCUGGCUGCUUGGGUUCUCUUUAGCUUUGGUGCCAGUACUGUGCCCUGAGUGGGGAAUAUUCACAUCCAACUCCAUGUGUUUGGCAUUUCCUUUAGACACUGCUGUAAGUGGUGGACGUUAUUACGCUGUGGCACUUUUCUUAGGUUUGAAUUUUGUUCUGUUUCUGUCUAUCAUAGUCGGCCAGAUUUUCAUCUUACGUUCUCUCUCCGCUAGAAGAACUGUUUCUACUUUCAGUACCGUAAACAAUUCAAGACGAGCCCAGGACGUUCUCGUUGCUAGGCAACUGUUUCUUGUGGCCGUGACCAACUUCCUGGCCUGGGUUCCUGUGCAGAUAUUUGGGACACUUGCACUGGCUGGGGUUGACCUCGACAACGACGUCUACACGUGGACGGCUGUGUUUGUUUUACCCCUGAACUCGGCCUUGAACCCUUUAGUAUACUCUUUUCCAAGACUGUACAACCUGUUUCUGUCUCUAAAAAAUGCUUGUUGUAAAUAA
This is a messenger RNA of Physella acuta, 1299 nucleotides long. RefSeq names its product G-protein coupled receptor GRL101-like. Gene Ontology annotation, cellular component: plasma membrane. The record is from RefSeq and is a predicted model, not a curated record. Gene Ontology annotation, biological process: activation of adenylate cyclase activity; hormone-mediated signaling pathway; adenylate cyclase-activating G protein-coupled receptor signaling pathway. Gene Ontology annotation, molecular function: protein-hormone receptor activity; G protein-coupled peptide receptor activity; protein binding. Lineage: Eukaryota; Metazoa; Mollusca; Gastropoda; Physidae.